This is a messenger RNA of Effrenium voratum, 1011 nucleotides long. Lineage: Eukaryota; Dinophyceae; Suessiales; Symbiodiniaceae. The record is from the annotation of a GenBank genome assembly.
AUGUUAGCCUCUCGCUGGAUCAGCUUCUGCCUCGCCUCAGCGCAGCUCCCGGAAGAAGGGCUCGGGGGGGGCUCGGAGGACGUGCUGCAGGCCCUGGAGGCGGAGGACAUCCCCGAGAGCUUUCGGAAGAACGUCAGGGAGGAAGGAGACACUCGGAAGGUUCAGGGCAUGUGCUUGGGCGUCACCAGCCACUGGACCAAGGGUGCGACCGUGUCGGCGGCGACGCGGCUGAGGCCUGCCCUCACAGCGCUGCUGUGCCGCUUUGCGCGGCAGGAGCUGGCGGGCUUCGAGUUCACCUCGAUCCAGGUGAACAAGGACUACAAGGCGGCGAUGCAUGUGGACAAGAACAACCUGGGGCCUUCCUUCAUUUUGGGCUUAGGCGACUACUCGGGAGGUUGGCUGUGGAUUGACGAUGGCAGCAACCUUGGCCAUGCCAAGAACAUCAGGAGGAGGUGGUUCAAGUUUGACGGCACGAAGCCUCACUGCGUGACUCCCUUCUGUGGCCGACGCUACACCCUGGUGUUCUUUACGUACUCCAACCCCCAGAUGGUGACCUCACUUUCCGAGAAGGAGGAGUCUCGGCUGUGCCAGCUGGGCUUUCCGCUGCCGGCAGAGGCCGCGCGGUGCAAGAAUUUGAUCCGCGAGUCGCCUACGCGGGUGUGCCGCUGUCUUCCAAGCUCCAGGCCGCACGGCCAGUUCCCCGCAGCUUUGCGGGUGCAGAAAGCCCUCCACACCUACAAGCGCUUUGAAUUGGAGGUGGCGCGCAGGGGCGGGUUGGGAAGGCGCCCACAGCGUGUGCAGGUCGGGCUUCGACAGCUGGAGGUCAUGGUGGAGCCUUCUAUGCCUGUGUACAUGCUGUCCACAGCGUUGAGCCAAAGCGAUGAGGAGACGCUUGGCAAGAAGCGGAAGCGACCGGGUGAGACGGCGCCACUCUUUGCUGGCUCACUGAAGCUGCUGGGCACGGAUCGCCUCAAGCGCCUGGGCCUCCGCGGCCUUUUGAAGGCCGCCUGA